UUCUAAAGAUGUAGUCGGCCGUGGAAGACGUGUAGACGUUUAGACAUUCAUAUCAAGCACAGUGUGUAUUUUUCGGCUUCCAGUCAUAAAGCUGAUUAUGCAGAGUAAGUUACCUUUGGUUUUUGGUGGUAGUCAGUUGAGAUGCUGAGUCAUCUAAUCAAGUUUGCGGUAGAGGGUGCUGCGGUGUUCGAUUCUGUGAUUCCCAGUUCCUUUUACUUGGACAGUGAAGAUGACCCCAGCGAAAGCGAGGAAGUUUUGUUCUGUAAAAACAAUGUUUGCGUCCAUUCUUCCUCUUUAAGUGAAUCUCAUUCUCCAGGAUACUUUACUUUGAAAUCCAUCACCCAUCGAAGUGGACUUGUCCGCUUGUUGGUUGCAUGGACACCCAAUGCUUACUUUUUUGAUGAACAGCCGGAAACAACUGAUCAUCAGAUAAUGGAUGUUCGAGAGACGGAGGAACCACAAAUUUCCAAUAUUUCUAGAAGCACAGAGAAGUUCAGUGUAGAUCUCAGCGAAAUGAAAAGUGUCAGGUUAUUUAAUAAACAAGAAGAUGACUCCUGUGGUGAAUUAGUGAUCGGGAACUACGAGAACCACUACAAGGUAUUUCACUUUCAUCAUGGUGGACUUGAUCGCAUCACUCAGGUUUUGCAGCUUUGGGAUUGGUGUGCAAGGGACAUAAAUCCUCUUGACGAGGAUGAUCUUCGAAAGAAAAGUUUUACCAUGGUUUCGAAAAGAAGUCUUAUAGAAGGCUUCCAUCCGGAAGAAGGAAGAUUUGACCCGAUGACCGUCCUAACAUGGAAACAAUUAUUUGAUGAUCGUGGUCGAAUUGAAGACGUGAUGAAUUUUCGUAAGGCAGCAUUUUUUGGUGGACUGAGUCCUGAGGUUAGAAGAGAAGCCUGGAAAUUCCUCCUACAUUACCUUCCUUUUGGUUCAUCAAGCCAACAAAGAGAAGAAAUACGGAAUGACAAGAAAAGAGAAUACUUGAAUAUUCAAGGCACUAGACUUGAGAAGAACCAAGACGAAAAACACAAAUUCUGGAAGACUGUUGAAUGCAUUGUUGACAAAGAUGUCGUCCGCACAGAUAGAUCCCAUCCAUACUUUGCUGGCAAUGAUAAUCCAAAUGUUACCAUUAUGAGGAACAUACUCUUAAAUUAUGCAACACAUAAUCCUCAGGUUGGAUACAAUCAAGGUAUGUCAGACCUACUAGCAACUGUUCUGGCAGUGGUUCAAGAUGAGGUUGAUGCAUUCUGGUGCUUUGUUGGUUUGAUGGAGAGGAGUGUGUUUGUGACAUCACCCAAAGAUGAUAUUAUGGACAGCCAACUGUGUUACUUGCGGGAGCUGUUACGUCUCCUAGUUCCUCGAUUUUAUGCGCACUGUAUACUAAAAGACGAUGCCAUGGACAUGUUAUUUUGUCACCGCUGGCUUCUUCUCUCCUUUAAACGAGAAUUCUUUAAUGAAGAAGUUUUGAAAAUGUGGGAAGCUUGUUGGUCUCAUUAUCAAACCAAGUAUUUCCAUAUUUUCUUGUGUGUCGCCAUGCUUCAGGAAUAUGGAGGCCCUGUUGUUGACAAGAAUUUGUCGGCAGAUGAUAUGUUGCAAUUUUUUACGGAUCUCUCCAUGAAGAUGGAUGGAACAAGGGUUUUGCGCAUGGCACGUCACUCUUUAUUAAAAUUUCGUCAGUUACCUGGAAUUCCUUGCUCGUUGCGUAGGCUGUUGUCAGGUCCAGGAAUUUGGGACAGUGCUCCUUUGCCAAAGAUUCAGUGUGACUGUCUGAAUAGUUGUGUAUAUUUACACGAUGAAUCAAAGUUGUGUAACUGAGGGAGUUGCCUCUAAUAGAAUGCAAUGUGUGAAAUGAAAGGUCAAGUCCCAGUGGAUUUGCUUGGUAGACUAUUGUAGCCGGUAGUUCACUGGUUUUCAUAAACAUAGCCUUGACAUCAUGUGAGAAACAAUAUGUAUGUAAAAUUGUAUCUAUAAAAAUGUUUUUUGUUUUUUUGUUUUGUCAGCAAUUUUUUUUAUGUCUGGAUACAGGCAAGUGUUUUGAAGGAGAAGAGGAGAGAAAGGUUUUACUCAAGUUUCAAAUUUGUAUGUCACUAAAGGGCAGUAAUACUCUUUGAAUUGAAAAGUAUACUCAGUGCGUUAGGCCAUGAUCUUGGAGAAUUAAGUAAAUGAUUAAAAAAAUAAAAGAAUCAUUGGAUGGUUGCGCUCAAGGAUAGUAGUACCUAUGAGAAAUGUGCUCCCAACGGGGGUUAUGCAUUGAAGGAAAAUUCCUCUAACCACCAAUGUUUCUAGUAGAUCAUGUUCACGAUUAUUUCAAAAUGUCUUACUUUAUAGGGAGCAUUUAUUAAUCCUCGCGAUGUUGCUGCCCAGGAAGGGAAAGUCUGGGAAGCCUAUUUAACAUUCCAUUUUAGAGCAGUGUUUGUUGAAAAAAUUGUAAAGACUUAAAUAAUAAACAGAGGUGCCGUCACCUCCAGAGGUUAA
Molecule: messenger RNA, 2472 nt
Organism: Pocillopora verrucosa
Lineage: Eukaryota; Metazoa; Cnidaria; Anthozoa; Scleractinia; Pocilloporidae
Product: TBC1 domain family member 16-like
Biological process (GO): activation of GTPase activity
Cellular component (GO): early endosome
Molecular function (GO): GTPase activator activity
Source: RefSeq, a predicted model, not a curated record